AUGCUAAAAACAGCAUCACAACCUUCAAAAUUUGUUGCUCUUAUAGUUAGGGAUAUAGAUUCUACAUCAAAGAGAGACAUAAUUGUUCAACACCGUGAUGGUCAAUUACAAAGAAUAGAUGAGUUUCAUCCAAGUUACCUAGAAUAUCAAUACCCGUUGGUUCUUCCAUAUGGUGAAGAUGGUUACAUGCUAAACCUACUCCACAAAUAUAAACAUGAAAAAGUUUGUUACAAAGAAAAAUUGAAAAACCGUCAAAGAUUAGUUAUCUUUCCGAUUACAAGAACGAAAAACGGGGUCUACUAUACUGAUUAUGAGAGGAUGGAAAAUAUCUUAAAGAAAGAAAGUGUCACAGAAUCUACGUUCACACCAUGGUUGAUUUCAAAUGGACAAUUUGAGGAGGCUAAACAUUUGACAUAUGCCCAAUUUGUAACCAAGUUUGUAUAUGAAAAGAAGAAGAGAUUGUGGAAGCCACACGAGCAAAGCAACAUCGACAAAAUCAUGUUAGCAGUUAACAAUAAAAAAGGAGGAGUUUUUUUACAUGGAUAUGGAGGUACCGGUAAAACGUAUAUGUGGAAAACAGUUGCAACUUCUUUGAGGUCUAAACAUGAAAUUGUAUUAAUUAUGGUCUCAAGUGGAAUAACAUCUCUAUUGUUACCUGACGAUAGAACUGCUUAUUCUAAGUUUAAAAUACAUAUGCCAACAAUUGAAAAUUCAACUUGCAAGAUUGACUUUGAUGAUGCCCAUACCAAACUAUUUAGCCAAACCAAGUUGAUUAUUUGGGAUGAGGCAUCAAUGGCAAACAAAUAUUUUUUUGAAGCUCUUGAUAAAACUUUAAAGGAUGUCAUGAGUAGCUAUUGUUCGAUGGUAAAGUUGUAG
This is a messenger RNA of Lathyrus oleraceus (garden pea), 876 nucleotides long. RefSeq lists its product as uncharacterized. Gene Ontology annotation, molecular function: DNA helicase activity. The record is from RefSeq and is a predicted model, not a curated record. The transcript has 3 exons. Gene Ontology annotation, biological process: telomere maintenance; DNA repair. Bases 1 to 876 code for a protein of 291 amino acids. NCBI's taxonomy places the organism in Eukaryota, Viridiplantae, Streptophyta, Magnoliopsida, Fabales, Fabaceae.